AUGUCUUUACAAAUUAUUGUAAUCGGAGCUACCAACGUUCCCAAUCCGGAAACGUUUGGAGAAUGCGAUCCGUACGCAUCUAUAACUUUUCUAGGCCAAAAGAAAAAAACUGAAGUUGUAAAAUCGGAAAUAAAUCCCAAUUGGAAUCAGACAUUGGAGUUUGAUUUACAAGGUGUACCAGCUAAAAGUACAGAUGAGGUCACGAUAGAGGUAAAAGAUUGGGAAAGAGUUGGUAGAAACAGAUUAUUGGGUUCGGUCAAAUUUAAACUAAAUGAAUUAACAAAAGGAGGUGUUCAGUCGAAGUCCAUGACACAAAAUCUAUUGGAUGCUAAUAAUAGACCACAUCAGUCACAAAUUAAAUUAAAAGUAACGUAUGCUCCACCUGCUGGUAAAGGUGGUGGUAGCGGGUCACAAACAGAAGGUUCACAAGGAAACCCAGAAUUUCUCUAUUUUUUGGUCAAUAAAUAA
Messenger RNA from Lottia gigantea (owl limpet), 468 nucleotides. RefSeq lists its product as hypothetical. The transcript is spliced from 6 exons. Bases 1 to 468 code for a protein of 155 amino acids. NCBI's taxonomy places the organism in Eukaryota, Metazoa, Mollusca, Gastropoda, Lottiidae. The record is from RefSeq and is a predicted model, not a curated record. Gene Ontology annotation, molecular function: calcium ion binding.